Closterium sp. Naga37s-1 is the source of this 255-nucleotide messenger RNA. NCBI's taxonomy places the organism in Eukaryota, Viridiplantae, Streptophyta, Zygnematophyceae, Desmidiales, Closteriaceae. The record is from the annotation of a GenBank genome assembly.
GUGGUGACAACGACCCCGGCGAACACGAUCAGCAGCAUUCUGGACCAGUUCGUGCACUUCACGGGGCUGCCCGUGGUGGACCGCGAGGGGCACUGCGUGGGCGUCAUCUCCAACAUCGACAUCGCCAAGCACCAGCGCCGCUCCUUCAAAAGCGUCGCCGACGCGCUCGUCAAGGAAGUGAUGACAUCUCCUGCCAUUGUCAUCACGGAACAUGCCCCUGUUGCCUAUGCUGCCGGGCUCAUGCUCAAACACAAG